This is a messenger RNA of Diaporthe amygdali, 561 nucleotides long. RefSeq lists its product as uncharacterized. The transcript has 3 exons. NCBI's taxonomy places the organism in Eukaryota, Fungi, Ascomycota, Sordariomycetes, Diaporthales, Diaporthaceae. The coding region runs from base 1 to 561 and encodes 186 amino acids. The record is from RefSeq and is a predicted model, not a curated record.
AUGGGCGGUUGGAAAAAAGAGACUGACUGGACGACGGUCGAGGCUCUUUGCGCGGAUCUUGCGUCACCACCAACGAAAUACCAUGAUCCCACACUAUUAUCUGUGGAACAGGAGAUCCUGGAAUGGUACAAAGGCUUUGGACACUUCCUCAAUGUGGUGGCACAUUCCCAUCCCAGCCACGGCAAGGCUUUCUUCGAAAUGGAGGAUUAUUCAAUUUUCGAUCUUAUGGGAAACCUAGAGCGACCAAACCUCGGUCUACACUACGAUCACAUCACGCCUUAUCUGGGAAAAACCAAUCAGUCGUUUCGCAACGUCGAAAUCGUCGCAGUGACGCCGGAGUUUGGGUACAUCACGUCCUUGCAAAGGGUACAUGGCACAGCAAUUGAUGACAGCCCAUACGAUAUGACUUUCCGGGCGACUUCGAUCGCAAGAAAAAUCGAGGGCGCUUGGAAACUGGUUCACGAGCAUUAUUCCUUUCCCGUGAAUAUGGCCACCAAGGUAGCUGAUUUUACCAGCUCCCAAGGACUUUCUGAGAAUGUAGAAUUUCAGAAUAAUGAAUAA